Messenger RNA from Lymnaea stagnalis (great pond snail), 4915 nucleotides. The record is from the annotation of a GenBank genome assembly. NCBI's taxonomy places the organism in Eukaryota, Metazoa, Mollusca, Gastropoda, Lymnaeidae.
GUCAGCUUAAUCGGUAAGCACUCUUUGCCCGUGAGAGUAGUCCGAGGGGUGGAUCUACUAACACACACUAAUGCUGUCUUCUGGUGGUGCCAAUUAAGCGAAAUGUCACUCGCUCCCAUGUGUGCCAGGGGGCCGCCCCUGAUGCUAUAAAACGUGUUGUGUUGGGUUGUUUUUAUUACCAAUCCAUUCAGUCGGCACUUGCCAACAUACCCUUAAUUGUAAGUUGAUUUCAACUAAUGCUAAAUUAUUAAGUACCGGUAUUUCAUUUGAUUUUUUACAAUAUGAAACCUUAAAACACUUCUUUUAUUUUUAAAAAAAUAUUUAUUUAUUGAUAUGUUUAAGGCAAUUUUACUCAAUAAUAUUUUAUAGUGUUAAUUAUAAGAACCCAAAUAACUGGUCAUAAAAAAUAGAGUCCAUUCAUUUCAUACCAUCAUACUAUCAGAUAAAAUCAUUUAACAAAAACUGUGUUAUAUAUUAGACUGAUAUGUAAGAGCGUUUAACGUGUGUAAUAUGACUCGGUUAGUGAGAAAUGGUGAUACUCCUAUAAUGUAAGAAUUACUGUAUUCACUCUUGGCAUUUUGGUUGUUUUUCGUUUUUGUCACGACUGUCCAAAUUAAAAGUUGUUGUUUUAAUGAAAAGUCAUGCAAUGCCUGUAUUAGGCCAAUUAGUAUUCUUUUAUUUUUAUAAAUUAAAAAGUGCGUACAUACAUAAAUUGAAGGUUGAAAGUCUUUUAAUUGAAAACAUCAUCAUCAUCAUCAGUGGCUACUGCAGCCCAUGUAGGGCCCUGGCCUGCUCCACCACAUCCUUUCAUUCGGAUCCAUCGAUGGCCUUCCGCCUCCAUGCACUGACCCCAAGCUGAUGUCAAGUCCUUCUCUACAUCAUCAAUUCAUCUCAGGCUUGGUCAACCAAUGAGCCGUCUGCCCCUGGGGUUUUUGCCUGUAGAUUACUUUUGCUGCUCUACAAUACGGCAUCAUCUCAGUGUGUACUGUCCAGCUCAGUCUGACUUUUUUUUUUUACUUUUGGUGGGUCUUCGUACAAUUGUUAUAUCUCUUGGUUUGUAGGAUUUUUUCAUCCAUCAUUAUCUAUCACUUAACCGUAUAUUUUUCUGAGGAUUUUCCUCUCUCGUGUGUUGAGCAGUUUGCCUGCUUUUCUCAUACGGGACCAAGUUUCACUCGUCUAAAUUUACAACUGUUUUAAUGAUAGUUGGGUAUAUGGCUUUUUUUUUUUUUUUUUUUUUUUUUUUUUGGGUUUUUCUUUCUUUUGUGUUUGGGUGUUUUUCUUUUUUUUUUUUUAGGGGCCAAUGUUUUUUUCUUUUAAUUUUUUUUUUUUUUUUUUUUUUUUUGGUUUUUGGGUUUUUUUUUUUUUUUUUUUUUUUUUUUUUUUUUUUUGUUUUUUUGUGUUUUUUUUUUUUUUUUUUUUUUUUUUUUUUUUUUUUUUUUUUUUGGGGGGGGUGUGGGGGUCUUCAAGAGAGGCUAUUGCUUCAUUGUAGUUUUUGUAGGCUGACAUAAUAACGGUUGCCUGCUGUCAACUUUUCUUUCACCUCUGUCAUUAUUUCUAUCUGCUCAUUUGCCGCGGCUUUUGGAUAUUUGAAAUUAGCCACUCUCUAAAAGAUUUUUCACUUAUGGUUGAUUAUUUUGAUAUUGAAACCAGUAUGUUUGUUAGGUAACAGUUUUAAAUACUUUGUAUUUUCUUAUUUACCUCAAGACCAGCUUUAACUGGGCGCAUCUCCAAGUCUAUUGAAUGCUUUAAUUAUGUCAUUGCUGUUUCUGCUGAGUAACGUUAUGCUGUCCGCAAAUGGCAGAUACUGAGAGUGUUGGCUGUAUGGUUCCCGGUGGUUGUGCUUCUGAAUACUCAUUAAAUCAAGAACAAAAGUACAUGAAUAUCUGCUCAUUACUUUAGCAUGUGCUACAUCUUUAAGUAUAGAUGUGAAACAAAGUUUGGGAAAGCAUGAAAAAAAAACAAUUACCUAUUUCCUCUGUAAACGUGUUAAAAUAGUGCCAUUCAGCAGUGCUGUCUUACUGCAUUGAUUGCCACACUACACAGUUGCCCAGGGUCUGAUGGUGCUCGAGGAAUAAAGUUAACCAUAUUAUUAAUGAAUAUUGAAAGAUCUUUAAGCAGUUUAAUUUGCUUUAAAAGUACAGUGGGAAGCAGAUCUUUGCGAACACUUUCUCAAUUAUCAUUUUUUUUUUUUUUUUUUUUUUUUUUUUUUUAAAUUUUUUCCUUUUUUUUAAAGUUUUUUUUUUUUUUUUUUUUUUUUUUUUUUUUUUUUUUUUUUUUGUAAAUCAGUUCCAUUUUUUUAAAGGCUUUUUUUAAACUCAUCAAUUUAAAACAUAAAAUGUUGCCAUGCCCCCCUUCCCAAUCGCCUGAAAACCCCAACUCCACCUCCCGAUGAAAAUUGAAUAAAAGAAAAGGCAAUAACGCAUGGGUCCAAACCUCGCCCAAAAUACUUCUCCAAACAUUACCCGGGAAAGGUUUUAGGUGCACUCAGAACAUUAGUUUGCACCAGGCCCCAGAUAUUAAACAGCACAAUUGUUUAAUAUUAAUUUAGACAUGAAACAGAUCUCUCCGCUUUGUUUGAAAAGUAAGUUUCAUUUCGAUUCUUCCAUUUCGGACCUCUAAGGCUUUUUUUUAUGAUCUAACAGCCUUUUAGCACUUAAGAAAAACAAUGGUCACGAUCUUGUAUUCUCCAGAUGACCAAUAUGAAGUUCGUGGCUAUCUCCCUCGUUGUGUGUAUCUGCCUGGCACUUUCAGACAGUUGUCUCUACAAGGGUCGUCGCUAUAGGGUAAGUUGUGCUCACAUCACCUUGUCUUAGCUAUCUUAACGAACUAAUACAAUGAGGAUGCAGCCAACCAAUACAAUUACAGCGUACACAAGUCUGUUACAGCAGUCUCCUUUUGAUGCAUGAUUCAUGUUAUUUGUAGGAUUGCGUUUCUAAUGUAUUCUUUCAUACUUGUAGACAUUGCUUGGACAUUUUUAAAAGUCCUUUCAGUUUUUAGUUGAUGAAGCUGCAAUUAAAAGACGCCUUUUACUGUAGGGACUUUUUUUUUCUUUCAAUUUCAGCCUGGUCAGAAGUAUGAGAUUGACGCCUGCACUAAGUGCGAAUGUGACUCCAACAACCGACCCAGAUGUGUGGCUGUCAUGUGUGCCUGGCCCCGGUGUGAGAAAGAGGUCAGGCCCAUUGUUAGACCAGGGGACUGCUGCCCCUCUUGUCCGGACGUGUAAAGGUUGGCUCCUUGGUCAUAGUUUAGGAUAUAUUGGUUGGGUUUAGAUACGAACAUUGCAUCUUUGUGUAUCUGAAACUAGAGAUUUUUAUUAUCAGAGCACUUUCAUUUGAAAUUUUAGAUGUAUAUAUAUAUAUAUAUAUAUAUAAUAAUAAUAAUAAUAAUAAAAAUAAUAAUAAAGUUUAUUUGAAAAACCGCUUCAUCCCCAAAAGCUCGAAGCGCGGUACAAAGACAAACAUAUUAAAAAGAGAAAUAAAAAACAAUCUAAAAUUUACCACAUUUAAAAAACAGACGGAACAAUAUAAAACUACAUACGAGCAUACCCAGUCAAAGUCUUUCAUCCCGUUUCAACCAUUAGCAACACAAGCCAAUAUACAUUUAACUGAAAAAAGAUGGUAGAUAGCAUCACCCCAGAAGGUGUUUGCGAAAUAAAUGUGUUUUUAAAUUGGUUUUAAAGGACUCAAGUGUCUGGCUGUUUCUGUGGUGACGAAUUUAAAUUUACUGUCUAUCAUAAAAUAAAUUCAAACACACUGCAAGUAAGCUGUAUUGUAAAUGUAGUUAAGCUGCAUUGCAAAUGUAAGUAUGCUUUAUUACAAAUGUAGUAACGACCUCAGAGAAAUUGAGCAUAAACAUUUAGGAGGAAACCAGUUUCUUGAGUUGAAGAAAUUAUAGACAGCCACAAAGACUGACACUCGCAUUGACAACGGGUAGUUUCUGUCUUAGAUUUGUCUACAUUACCCAUCACUUUAUAAGUUACAUUACCCAUCACUUUAUAAGUUACAUUACCAAUCACUUUAUAAGUUACAUUACCAAUCACUUUAUUAAUUACAUUACCAAUCACUUUAUAAGUUACAUUACCAAUCACUUUAUAAGUUACAUUACCAAUCACUUUAUAAGUUACAUUACCAAUCACUUUAUAAGUUACAUUACCAAUCAAUUUAUUAAUUACAUUACCAAUCACUUUAUAAGUUACAUUACCAAUCACUUUAUUAAUUACAUUACCAAUCACUUUAUAAGUUACAUUACCAAUCACUUUAUUAGUUACAUUACAAAUCACUUUAUUAGUUACAUUACCCAUCACUUUAUUAGUUACAUUACCAAUCACUUUAUUAGUUACAUUACCAAUCACUUUAUUAGUUACAUUACCCAUCACUUUAUUAGAUACUAUAACCAUCACUUUAUUAGUUACAUUACCCAUCACUUUAUUAGUUACAUUACCAAUCACUUUAUUAGUAGGCUACGAAUGCUGUUAAAGUACAAUAAUUACAAUGAUUCAUUUAUAUACAUGAAUAUGUUUAUUUUCAGAUAGUGCCUACAGGGGAGUGAAAUCUUUACAGAAUUGAUGAUAUACUCAUUGAACUUUGUUUUAUUAUGCUAAUUUAUAAUGGAAUCUGCAUUGUUAAAUUUUAAAAUAAUGUUUACAUAAAAAGAUGACGAAUAAAUUUCUCAAUUCAUUAUUUAUUUUAUUUUAUUUAGAUUACUUUUAUUUGUAUGUAUUUGUAUUUAUAUGGUAAACAUUGAGAAGAAAAUAUAUCAAUACUUUUGACUUAAUUUAGAGAGAAUAUUUUUUCCCCAUUUCAAAUGACCUUUGUGGUUAAAUUUUUAAACAUUUCUUUUUUUUUUCUAUUUAGAUCUAUAUUUUUUCUAAGUCUUGACUAAAACUUGCAUUGCUCAUGAAGUAAACAUGAUUUUU